AUGCUUGGGGCAAGCGCUGAACAGUCACCUUCCUCUGGACGUUCCGAAAGCAGAAGUAGUCAGUUUUCUGCACCCAGACGCUCUCGCGCCAAACACCCCGGCGCCCGGAAGAGGGCGGUCUAUGUGGAGGAGGCAUGCGUAUCUUGCAAAAGCCGAAAGAUUCGCUGUGACGGUAGACUGCCCUGCACGCCAUGCGACCGGCGGUCAUUUGAUUGUCGAUAUGCCAAAAGUCAUGAUCAGGAUCCACGUGGCGUCAAUGGGCAGUCGAGCGCAACAUCAGAACGCCGGAAUCCGAAAUCUUCAAGCCAAGUUGGGCUCUCCGAGCUAAUAGGCAUUGUUACUCAGCUGCAGAGGAAGAUUGCUGUCCUUGAACAGCAGCAGCAUGAGUCGGCCAGCGAGGAAACCACCGAACAACACUUCGUUGAAGACGGGAGUGGACCCAGUCAGAACAAUCAAAGCAUCAUUCAAAUGCCAUCGCCUGUUUUUGCAGGUCCUACCAGCGCAGAUUUCAGCUUCCGCGUUGCCCAAAUUUUUCUUCAGCAAGAGAGUGGCACUCAGCCAGAAAGAUCAUGGGGAAAUGCAGAGUUGGCAGCAUCAGUCAGCUCUAAUGACGAUGGAGACAACUCUGCACAACUGCCACUCACGGCAGUCUCGUCAUCUUUACAUGGGCUGAAACUGCAAGAUACCCUUCGACUGAUUCAAAUUUACCACGAAUCGGUGGAAAUGUUGCAUCCGCUGGUAGAUACAGAGUCCUUACAGCGGAUGGCCACCUCGCUCUUCGCGGUUGAGAGCCAUACUGCAUCCACUGAAUUGUCAGCAGCCAUAGAUAUUGCGCAUCUGAAGAUGGCUAUUUCAAUCGGCUUGCUCGCCGAAGGCGGAGGUAGCAGCGCUGUAGCCAGAAAAAUCCACAACGAUCUGAUCCCUGUCAUCACCAACCAUAUAGUAGGAAGUACUUUCACCUUGGGAGGCCAAAUCCUUUUCCUUCUCACAGACGAUUCUCGCCUCGCCUCUCGUUAUGUGGUCGUUGCGUCACGCAUAAUGGUCGAAUCUGGGUUACACUUGAAAGACAUACGCCGUCAAUACUUUCCUUCAGAACCUGAACACGCAAGAGUACUUGUUGUACUUUGCACCUGCAUCUACCUCGAUCGUCAACUGAACUUCAACGCCGGUCUGCCUUUAAGUCUGAAGGACACUGAGAUUGACAUCCCUGAAAUGGAUACGAUGCCUCCAUAUUUGAAAGCAAUGACCACUUACAUGAGGAUGGGUCCAAGAGCUUGGGCUGCUGUGACAGAUGAGCGUGGCCAACUAAAAGGCAGGAUCAACAAUGAAGAUUACGAAUUCGUAAACUGGCAAGUAUCCCGCUGGGAGGAGAGUCUACCCAGGGAACUUCGCAUCCGACGAGACAGCCCCGUGGUCGACCAGAUCGACCCUCAAGCGCCGCUGGAUCGAGGCCCUCUGCUGCUACAAUUCGUGCUGUACUUGCGUGCGAAUCAGUUCAGGAUUGUCAUUAUGCGACCGCUGUUAUUUUCCACGCAAACAUUCAACACAAACGUUGCACAGGUGAAGGAUAUGACUCGGCUGGCAAACGAUACCAUCGAGAUGAUAGUCACAGCAGACGGGACAUACGGGUUGUACGCUACCCAGCAGCCACUUUUCAACCUCUUUCUGUCAUCCGCACUAUCUACACUUCUCCUUAUCUACGUUCACGGUUCUCCGGCUCAUGGGCCGGCGCCAGAUCUCGACUGUCUCCCUGCAAUGGACAAGACCGUGCAACAAGGGAUAGAAAAGGGUCUGAAACUGCUGCGAGAAUACUCGCUGUCGCGCUCAUCGCAGCGCCUGUCUAAGAAAAUCGCCAGCUUAUUACAACGCCUCGGGUUCUCGUUAUCAGGGUUUGACAAGCCUACCAGAAUCAGAGACACGCAUUUUGAUCCCUUGCUGGGAGACAAUCGUGUCGUGAUGAACUCUGAACAGCCGUCACAAGACAUAUGCCCUCCACAGGACUUUUCUGGCUGGAAUUGGACCAGUGUAACUGGGUACGAUGGCGUGACCAGUGGUGGCCCAUUUCAAUAUCCGGGCUCCAACAAUCAUGGUUUCUCGGCUCUUGCGCCCGCGGAUCUGAAUCAGCUGCCUUUCUCGCAAGGAGCAAACCAGUUCAACAGCGAUAUACUCCUGAGCUUCAUGAAUGAUUUUUCGAAUUGA
Molecule: messenger RNA, 2199 nt
Organism: Exophiala viscosa
Lineage: Eukaryota; Fungi; Ascomycota; Eurotiomycetes; Chaetothyriales; Herpotrichiellaceae
Exons: 4
Coding region: 1-2199 (732 amino acids)
Biological process (GO): regulation of DNA-templated transcription
Molecular function (GO): zinc ion binding; DNA-binding transcription factor activity, RNA polymerase II-specific
Source: RefSeq, a predicted model, not a curated record